GCCUCAGCCCGGCCACCAGAAUCACCACCGCAAGAGGGGGGUGAUCGUCCAACCUCCAGGGACCGACCCUGAAGCACGCGCGCUUCCAGGAGUAGCGUCGACUUUUAUUACUUCCACUCCAUUGCGCUCACCACCCUGCAUCCUCGACCUUAAACAUAUCGCGCAACACUGCUACCAUGGCUUACAACAACAACUAUGGCGGCGGCUACGGCCAGUCUAAUCCUUACGACAAUCAAAACAACAAUGGACGACCUCCACGAGCCGAUGUCGAAAUGCAGCCUCUUACUAGCGGCGAUGCUGCCUUCGAAUCAAAUGCGCCUCAAGGCGAUCCCAACGCCAUUUUGAAUGAUUGCCGUGCCGUCUCUCGCGCAAUCGAUGACCUCGAGAACCGUCUAGAUGAGCUCAAGCGAAUGCAGCGCACCUUUGUCGGCGGAACAGGAGCUUCCAAUCGGGAUGUUGACAACCUCAGCGCGGACAUUAUGAGUGGCUACCGUGGUCUCGGUGACCGUGUGCGCAGAAUCAAAUCACAACCUGACGCCAGCAAUUCGCGUAACAAGGCACAAGUCGAGGCCCUGGACCGUAGGAUCCGCAAGGCCAUCCAGCACUAUCAGACGCAGGAGUCACAGUUCCGGAAGGAGGUUCAAGAGCAGCAGCGUCGGCAAUACUUGAUCGUUCGACCAGAUGCCUCCGAGGCAGAGAUUCGAGAAGCGACAGAGGCUGGCGGUGAUACACAAAUCUUCCAGCAGGCCCUGCUAAAUUCCGAUCGCCGCGGACAAGCCCAGAGCACCUUGCGUAAUGUGCAGCAACGUCACGAGGCCAUCCAACAGAUUGAGCGGACUAUGAUUGAGCUACAACAAUUAUUCCAAGAUCUGGACGCUAUCGUCGUUCAGCAGGAGGCCCCCAUCAUGGCCAUCGAGCAGAAGGCCGAGGAUACCAACAUGCACCUCGAGGCUGGCAAUGUGGAGGUUGGAAAGGCCGUCAACAGCGCACGUGCUGCACGAAAGAAGAAGUGGAUCUGCCUGGGCAUCUGUGUUGCAAUCCUCAUCGCUAUCAUCGUUCUCGUUCUCAUCGUGGGUGCUACACAAGGAUGGUUCAAGAGCAACAGCAAGGACGCGCCCAAGACGAAUUAGAAUGACCCUUAUGCUGUCGUCGGUGCUGCACACGAUCGGAAUUCAUCACUGCUGCUACCAUUGGUCCCCGCGACGAUGUCUGGCUGCGAUGCAGACGGCUGUGCGACUGUCACUGCGCCUACACAAACAUUCUGGAUAGACGUCACCCCAACAAGUCGAAAUAUUACGCCUCAGAGCUCCCUGGCAU
This is a messenger RNA of Dissoconium aciculare CBS 342.82, 1317 nucleotides long. Its product is annotated as t-SNARE. Gene Ontology annotation, cellular component: endomembrane system; SNARE complex; plasma membrane. The record is from RefSeq and is a predicted model, not a curated record. The coding region runs from base 177 to 1130 and encodes 317 amino acids. Lineage: Eukaryota; Fungi; Ascomycota; Dothideomycetes; Mycosphaerellales; Dissoconiaceae. Gene Ontology annotation, biological process: vesicle fusion; exocytosis; intracellular protein transport. Gene Ontology annotation, molecular function: SNARE binding; SNAP receptor activity. The transcript is spliced from 4 exons.